AUGUCAGGGAAACUGGUUUUUGCGAACGACGUUCUGUCGAUACUUCUUUUUCUUUUCUUUUUUUUUUUCUAUUUUAACUUCAUGUUUGUCUUUGCGUCACUCUUUCAUUCCUUUUCUUUCUUUCUAUCUAACUAUAUUUCGUUCGUUCUUUCUUUCUUCUUUCUUUCUGUCUACGUUUCUUUCUUUGGUUCUUUUCUUCUUUCUUUCUACCUAGUUUUCUUUCUUUCUUCCUUUACUUCAUUCUUCCUUUUUUUUCUUCUUUCUGUCAAGCGUUUUUCUUUCUUUCUUUAUAUUAUUCCUUUCUUUCUGUCUGCAUUUCAUUCUUUCUUUCUUUCCUUCUUUCUUUCUUUUUCUUUCUUUCUAUCUAACUAUAUUUCGUUCGUUCUUUCUUUCUUUUUUUCUUUCUGUCUACGUUUCCUUCUUUGCUUCUUUUCUUCUUUCUUUCUAUCUAGUUUUCUUUCUUUCUUCCUUUACUUCAUGCUUUCUUUUCUUUUCUUUCUUUCUUUCUGCAUAUGCUUUCUUUCUUUCUGUCAGUAUUUCAUUCUUUCUUACUUUCCUUCUUUCUUUCUGUCUACGUUUCGUUCAUUAGUUCUUUUCUUCUUUCUUUCUGCCUAUGUUUACCUCUUUUUCUUUCUUUCUUUCUUUCUUUCUUUCUUUCUUUCUUUCCUUCUUUUCCUAUUUUCUUUCUUUCUGCCUAUCCUUUCUUUUUUUCUUUCAUUUUUUUCUUUUCUUCUAGUUAGUAAAUUCCAUCUAUUUUUUUUUUCCUUUUUGAGUGUUUACCUCUUCUUUCUUUCUUUCUUUCUUUCUUUUCUUUCUUUCUUUCUUUCUUUCUUUCCUUCUUUUCCUAUAAAUUCCAUCUAUUUUUUCUUUCCUUUUGAGUGUUUACCUCUUCUUUCUUUCUUUCUUUCUUUCUUUCCUUCUUUUCCUAUAAAUUCCAUCUAUUUUUCUUUCCUUUUGUUUUUCCUGUUUACCUCUUCUUUGUUUUUUUUUUCUUUCUUUUCUUUUUUUUUCUUUCCUUUUUUCCUAGUUAGUAAAUUCCAUCUAUUUUUUUUUCCUUUUGAGUGUUUACCUCUUCUUUUCUUUCUUUCUUUUUUCUUUUUCUUUCUUUCUUUCCUUCUUUUUCCUAUGUUUACCUCUUCUUUUUUUUCUUUUUUAUUUCUUUUUUCUUUCUUUCUUUCCUUCUUUUUUCUUCUUUUUUCCUAUUUUCUUUCUUUCUGCCUAUCCUUUCUUUUUUUCUUUCAUUUUUUCUUUCUUCUAGUUAGUAAAUUCCAUCUAUUUUUCUUUCCUUUUGAGUGUUUACCUCUUUUUCUUUCUUUCUUUCUUUCUUUCUUUCUUUCUUUCUUUCCUUCUUUUCCUAUUUCUUCGUAUGCUGAUCUCUCUCUCUCUUUCUCUCUCUCUUUCUCUCUCUCUCUCUCUCUCUCUCAAUCACAAUAA
Molecule: messenger RNA, 1434 nt
Organism: Acanthosepion pharaonis
Lineage: Eukaryota; Metazoa; Mollusca; Cephalopoda; Sepiida; Sepiidae
Source: the annotation of a GenBank genome assembly